This is a messenger RNA of Heterostelium album PN500, 336 nucleotides long. RefSeq lists its product as uncharacterized. The record is from RefSeq and is a predicted model, not a curated record. The transcript has 3 exons. The coding region runs from base 1 to 336 and encodes 111 amino acids. NCBI's taxonomy places the organism in Eukaryota, Evosea, Eumycetozoa, Acytosteliales, Acytosteliaceae.
AUGAGAAAUAACUACCGUGUCAUAGAGAUCACCACUACGUCGCAUACUGAAAUCCUGCUCACACCACUGCCUGGCAUUGCAGUGAACGACGGUAGCGACAACGACAACAGCGAGGGUAGUAACAACGGUCUGACAAUGACAGCAGUAUCGGCAGUGGCCACCACCACCAACACAACCAUCGAAUACACUGAGAACAGAGAAGACGAUGAAAUGGAAAGAGGUGGUAUAUUAUACAUGAGUACAACAGGAACUAACAACAAUAAUAUUAAUGUUAAACAAAAUGAUGAUAGCAAACCCCAAUCAAAACAAUGUAAUAAUAGCGUUAAAUAUAUGUAA